Messenger RNA from Puma concolor (puma), 2076 nucleotides. The record is from RefSeq and is a predicted model, not a curated record. NCBI's taxonomy places the organism in Eukaryota, Metazoa, Chordata, Mammalia, Carnivora, Felidae.
AUGCCCUACCUCUAUCGGGCCCCAGGGCCCCAGAAGCACCCGGUUCCCAAGGACGCCCGCGCCACCCACUCCUCGGGCCAGAGCUUCGAGCAGCUGAGGCAGGAGUGUGUGCAGAAGGGCAUCCUGUUUGAGGAUGCAGACUUCCCAGCCGACAGCUCCUCGCUCUUCUACAGUGAGAGGCCCCAGAUCCCCUUCGUGUGGAAACGGCCAGGGGACAUUUGUCAAGUUUCCCAAUUUACUGUGAACUGGGCGAUGAAAACUGUGAUUUAUGGCCUUCAUUUCGCAGGCGACUGCUGGCUAUUGGCUGCCAUCGCCUCCCUGACGCUGAAUGAAAAAGCUCUGGUUCGAGUCGUCCCCCAGGACCAAAGCUUUGGACCCGGUUAUGCCGGGAUAUUCCACUUCCAGUUCUGGCAGCACAGCGAAUGGCUGGAUGUGGUCAUCGAUGACCGACUGCCCACCUUCAGGGACCGCCUGAUCUUCCUCCACUCGGCCGACCACAGAGAGUUCUGGAGUGCCCUGCUGGAAAAAGCCUAUGCCAAGCUGAGCGGUAGCUACGAGGCUCUGAAGGGAGGCAGCGCCAUCGAGGCCAUGGAAGACUUCACCGGGGGUGUAGCAGAGACCUUUGCAACUAAAGAGGCUCCAGAGAACUUCUAUGAGAUUCUGGAGAAGGCCUUGAAGAGGGGCUCUCUCGUGGGCUGCUCCAUUGAUAUCCGAAAUGCUACAGAGUCUGAAGCCCGGACACCUUUUGGUCUCAUUAAGGGCCAUGCCUACAGUGUGACAGGAAUUGACCAGGUAAACUUCCAAGGCCGGAACGUGGAGCUCAUCAGAGUCCGGAACCCUUGGGGCCAGGUUGAGUGGAACGGGUCCUGGAGUGACAGUUCCUCCGAGUGGCUUUCGGUCGGGGCAGCUGAGCAGAAGCGCCUGUGUCACACCUCUCUCGACGACGGGGAAUUCUGGAUGGCGUUUAGGGACUUCAAGACCCACUUUGACAAGGUAGAAAUCUGCAACCUGACUCCUGACGCCCUGGAGGAGGAUGCUGUCCACAAAUGGGAGGUGACGGUCCAUCAAGGAAGCUGGGUGCGGGGCUCCACCGCCGGGGGCUGCCGCAAUUUUCUAGAUACCUUCUGGACCAAUCCACAGAUAAAACUGUCCUUGAUUGAGAAAGAUGAGGGGCAGGAGGACUGCACUUUCCUUGUAGCCCUGAUGCAGAAAGAUCGAAGGAAACUCAAGAGGUUUGGUGCCGACAUGCUGACCAUUGGCUAUGCCAUUUACCAGAGCCCCCGCAAAGACGAACACCUGAACAAAGACUUCUUCAGGUACCAUGCUUCCCAGGCCAGAAGCAAAACGUUCAUCAACCUGAGAGAAGUCUCCGACCGCUUCCAGCUGCCCCCUGGGGAGUAUAUCCUGAUACCCAGCACUUUUGAGCCCCAUCAGGAAGCUGAUUUCUGCCUGAGGAUCUUUACGGAGAAGAAAAUUAUCACCCAGGACAUGGAUGGAGAUGUGAACAUUGACCUUCCCGAGCCUCCGAAGCCGACUCCAGCUGGCCAGGAGACAGAGGAGCAACUCCAGUUCCGGGCCCUGUUUGAACAAGUUGCCGGCGAGGAUAUGGAGGUAACUGCAGAGAAACUGGAAUAUGUUUUAAAUGCGGUGCUGCGAAAGAAAAAGGACGUCAAAUUCAAGAAGCUCAGCCUGAUUUCCUGUAAAAACAUCAUUUCUCUAAUGGACACCAGCGGCAAUGGGAAGCUGGAGUUCGCGGAGUUCAAAGUGUUCUGGGACAAGCUGCAGAAGUGGACAAACCUAUUCCUUCAGUUCGAUGCUGACAAGUCUGGCACCAUGUCCUCCUAUGAGCUGCGGACUGCCCUGAAAGCCACAGGCUUCCAGCUGAGCGGUCGCCUCCUGCAGCUGAUUGUCCUCAGGUACACAGACAAGAACCUCCAGCUGGGCUUUGAUGACUUCCUCAACUGCCUGGUCCGGCUGGAGAACGCUAGCCGGGUGUUCCAGGCGCUCAGUACAAAGAACAAGGAGUUCAUUCAUCUCAACAUAAACGAGUUCAUCAAGCUGACAAUGAACAUCUGA